AGCAUCACCACCAGCAUCAAUCAAUCAUCCCGUCCACCCCGUACAGCCAUUCCUUGAUCCACAGCUGCAUCGGUCCAUCACUCCUUCCACCCAUUCACACCUCCAUACGACAUCGUCAGCAACAUCGUCGUCGUCCUCAUCGCCUGGCUAAACUGGACUGCUCGCGGUGCUGCGGGCAGUAUGGUGGUGGUGAUGGUGGUGAUGGUGGUGAUGGUGAUGAUGGUGGUGAUGGUGGUGGGGGACGCGUUCAACAGAAACUCCGAGCUGCACCGCUGGAUUUGAGAAUUUGGCGAAGCACGGUCACGCCACCGUGACGACACUUGGCUGGGGGCUGAGCCUCGCGCGUCACGUGACGGUGGUGGUGAACUGCAGCCCAAUCAGAAGCUGCCGCGCGAUGUCCCCACGUGACCCCAGCGUCGAGGCGUCAUCGACGCCGACUUGCAGAGCGGAGACGGUGGCUGCUUUCAAUAAUGUGCGACGGGAACUUACAAACAAUGGUGGCGUCAAGGACAACAACAAAAACAACAGCAACAGCCUUAACGACAUCCAUUACAACAACGACAACAACAAUAUUGGCAUUAACAUCGUCGAACAGAACGGCAGAAGCAACAGUAAUAUCCGCGAUGACGUCAUAAAGAAAAGCGAUGACGUCAUAAAGAAAAGCGAUGGCGUCAUAAGGAAUAUCAAUGGGGCCGCGACGACGAGGGGAGGGGCCGGGCACGGCGUGACCGCCCCACAUCACGUGGAUCGCCUGGCCAAUCACCCGCGGUGGCGGGGCACGGCGGUGGCGCGCCACUUGUGGUUGCUGCAUGCGGCGCUGGUCACGUGGGAGCUCACGUCGCCGUGGCAACGGCCGGGACAUGACGCCGCGUGGUUAUCGAGGACCGACGCUCACGCGCAGGAUGAGUCGUCGAAAACCGGAUGGAUGGACGAGGAGAGGAGACGAAAGAUGGGGAAAGUGAUGACGACGACGAUACUGAUGAUGGUGACAAUGAUGAUGAUGAUGAGGGACGUGCCAUCGUCGAUGAUGACGAUGACGCCAAUGAUUAUGCCGACGCCAAAGGCAGCGAUGGUCAUUGUGGUGGUGAUGAUGAUGACGACGUUGAUGACAAUUGCGAUGAGGUGGCAGAGGAGGAGGAAGAGCAGGGAGAUGAUGCAAGAGUGUCCAGUGGACGACAGGCCACAAGAGCCAUCGUUGAUGAUACGGCCACCACGGCACCUGCGGCAGUUGCAGCCUUGGAGACUCCUGCAUCAGUCACCACCCAGACAGCUGCAACAGUCACCACCCAGACAGCUGCAACAGUCACCACCCAGACAGCUGCAUCAGUUACCACCCAGACAGCUGCAUCAGUCCCCACCCCGGCAGCUGCAACAGUCUCCACGUCCCGCGCUGCUCCUACCCCUGCUGCUGCCGCCGCUGCUGCUGCUGCUGUGGCUGCCGCGUCCCGGGCUGGGCGCCACCUUCACGGUGGGCGUGGCGGGGCCCUGGCAGUGCGGCGACACGGCGCUCUUCGGCCGCGCCCACGCCGAGCUGGCGGGGCGCCUGGCCGCCGAGCGCGCCAACUCGGAGCUCUCGGUGCCGGGGCCCGGCCGCGAGCCGCUCGGCUACUGGUUGGAGGCCACGGCGCUCCGGGAGGAGUGCGAGGUCCCCCGCGCGCUGCAGGGAAUGUCCACGUGGGAGCGUCGCUGUUCGGCGGUGGUGGGGCCCUUCAAUGCGGAGCUGUGCGAGGUGGCCGCCAUGCUGACCCAGCGCUGGGACAAGGCGAUGGUGGGGCCGGCCUGCCUCAGCCGCAGGCUCACGCGGCCGCAACGUGGAGGGGGGGCCGACAGCAACGACGACGGCGACAAAGAGCAGGACGAUCUCUCCACACACUUUGCCAACAUGGCGCCGUCUCCGGCCGACGCGCUCUUCGCCGUGCUGCGUCACCUGCGCUGGGCGCGCAUCGCCGUGGUCACCGUGGAGGUAGCGGCCACGGCGGCUUUGACCCCCGCGCGGCGCACGUGGACACGUAGACACACUAGAGAAGAGAUGGAGUGA
Messenger RNA from Lethenteron reissneri (Far Eastern brook lamprey), 2038 nucleotides. Its product is annotated as bromodomain-containing protein DDB_G0280777-like. The record is from RefSeq and is a predicted model, not a curated record. Lineage: Eukaryota; Metazoa; Chordata; Hyperoartia; Petromyzontiformes; Petromyzontidae.